Messenger RNA from Triplophysa rosa, 6030 nucleotides. It is a transcript of the gene susd5, whose product is annotated as sushi domain containing 5. Gene Ontology annotation, molecular function: hyaluronic acid binding. The transcript is spliced from 5 exons. Gene Ontology annotation, biological process: Notch signaling pathway; cell adhesion. The coding region runs from base 1120 to 3141 and encodes 673 amino acids. The record is from RefSeq and is a predicted model, not a curated record. Lineage: Eukaryota; Metazoa; Chordata; Actinopteri; Cypriniformes; Nemacheilidae.
GUGCGUGCGUGGGUGUGUGUUCAUGUUUGUAUAUCCCGGUGGGGACCUAAACCUGAACGCACACCAACACAUGGGGACUCGUGUCACCGUGGGGACCAAAAUUGAGGUCCCCAUGGGCAAAAAAGCUAAUAAAUUGUACAGAACAAUAUUUUUAAAAAAUCUAAAAAUGCAAAAUGUGUUCUACGAUCUUUAGGUUUAGGGGUAGGGUUAGGGGAUAGAAUAUACAGUUUGUACAGUAUAAAAAACAUUACGCCUAUGGACUGUCCCCACGGAGAUAGUAAACCAGACAUGUGUGUGUGCGCGUGUACGUGCGCGCGCUCCUAAAAUGAAAUUGUUUCGCUUAAGCCUUGAUUGAAUAAUAAGCCAAGGAAUUUAGGGGCUCUAACUCAAGUAAAAAACAUUAAAAGCUGAUCAGCAAACUUGCUAAUUCAAACUCGCUGUCUUUCUGUCUUUCUCCAGCACAGACAUACGCAUAAAAAGCCUUUACAAUCGUAUGAAUGUGAGUCGGGGUUUGUGGGUGGUGGUGGGGGGCAAAGACACCUUUUAUGCUCUCCCUCUCAUAGCGUCCAAUAGCGCCCAUAUUGGGCAGCUUCAUCAAAGUUAUCGUGUCUUGAGGUUGGCCCCAAGAAUUUAACUGGAUCCCUUUCAGGCACAGUUGGUUUUGUCCCGCUCGUUCUGAACUGAAACGCAGCCAGGCGCGCUAUGGUGACAACACGCACCAAAAUUAAGACUCCCGAAAAGAAAAAACGCAUUACACGGUGGCAAACUUUCUCCGUGCCAAGGAAGCACAAACCAUUAUGCGCCCGACUCCCCAAGGCACUGGAACAAUCCCAGUGCUUAGCGCCUCUGUUCUCAUGCGGCACUGCACAGGUUCUGAGUCAUGACGUAUUUACUGACAACGCCGUGCGAGUUUUCGCACGAGCACACCAGCAGCUCUGUAAUGUACUUCUUGGUCAGAUAAACCUCCCCUUGCACCUCUGCCACUGCGCCUAUUAGUUCUUUUCUCUGGGUCAUCGAAACAUUCGGACCUAUUAUUUGGGGGUGCGCAAAUAAAUUGGACAAUUCACCUCUCCUAUUAAGUUUGGAAAAGUUUUCCUCCUGAACGUUCAACCUUACAGGAUGAGGCGACCGCGUAACCGACAGCUGGGGCUCCUGUCGUUUCUGGGAUGCUUGGCUUGCUUAACAGUCGGUCACUCUCGCGCAGACGUCUCCUCAAUAGGACAUGUGUUCUUUCUGGAUUUGGAGAAUGGUUCAAAAGGUGGACAAGAGGCAGGGUUCGAGGCAGCAGCUAAUGCCUGUAUCGCUCAAGGGGCCCAGGUGGCAUCGGGGGCGGACCUGCAUCAUGCAGUGUUGGAAUGUGCCUUCUCAGCCUGCUCGCGUGGUUGGCUUUCUGGUCCAGGCAUAGGGACCACAGUGUGCAGUAGUGUCCAGGGGACUCUGCGGCCAGUUGACGUCCAGUUGGAGAAUGUAACCAGGGACAUUGAACGACUGGGCGUGUUCUGUGUGAAAGAUAGCGAUGCUCCAUGUGGACAACCACCUUCAUUUCCAAAUUCACAUCUGCAGGGGAAAACUGGGUUAGACCUGGGUGAUGAACUCCUGUAUGCCUGUAACCAAGAAUACAAACUGCCCGAUGGACAGACAGCAUUCAGCCUGUUUUGUGAUAGCUGUGGAGAAUGGUACGGCCUGGUGCAACAUUGUCUCAAAGAUGAUCCUAAAGGCCACAUCGACUACGAGGAUAAGUUCACCGAUGGCCAUCUCUUUGAGAAUCCAAGGGAGGUGCAUCAAGUUUCCUUCACUCCAGGAGGAACCAUUGAUCAUGAAAUAGAUGAACCCAGUUCUGAGCCAGAACGUGAGCCGACUGUCAUGUCGGAGGCAAAUGAAGACGAUACAGUUUUAGCAACCAAACCUCCAGUGUCUCAGCUCAGUCAGAAACACAUGUUUUGGUUUCCUUCAGAGGCCUUCCAGGACCGAGAGGAGCAUCCACAUAUAACCACAGACUCCUCUGUUAAAAUCCCUGUUGAAGACCAGAGUCACAUGACCGACAAAAUUUCCCACCAAUCAGAAGUGAUCACAGAGGAAUAUGACUCUGUUUAUGAUCACGCGACAGAUUCACCUACUGAAGAACCUACCAGUCCCAGUGUUGGAAGCACAGAGGAUUCCUGGCUAGACGGAUACCCUGUUUCCCAAGGGGGAGAUAAAGGGGGUCUGUCCACAGGGAAGGCGGAGCUGGAACACGGAGUAGAUGUGGAAACUGUCACUGGGCGCACAGACCUUGAGGUGUUUGAGGAUGCAACAAAAAGCUCUGUGGAGACUGGGGGUUUGAUUGACAGCUCAGUGGAGGAACACAUUGAAGUAACCAACCAUCCUGAGGACGUGAAGUAUGAGGUAGUCAUUCACGUGAAAGGAGAAGAUAACGUUGGAGGAGGGACAACCAGAGAUGAAAAGCCUGUUGGAGUGAAGGAUGAUCCAGUGGUAACCUAUUCUGAGGAAUUUACAGAAGAUGAACUGGAGAAAAAGACACCAAAGGUACCAACGAAAACAGAAUCUGAGGCAGAGCUGGAGUGGGAUGAUGUUACUGGGACGCCCAAUGCUGUGUACAUGAAACCUACCACUUUUGUUACUCUUACAACAACAAGCGCAGAUGAUGUUGCGUUACACAAGCGGCCCAUGAUGUACACACCAUCUUACGCUCCAGAAAACGUGAGCACCAGCCAACAGGGGCUGGGCCCCGAGCACAAAGCCACGCCCUCUGGGAUGGUCCAUUUGGACAGUACGCCUGUUUUUACCGACAUGACUACACCUAUCAUGUGGGAAACCAAUGACAAUGAUCACUUCCUAGAGCAUGUUCCUGAUCACGGCACAGCUGAUAUCCCCCAUGUUCAGAGUGAGAUAGAAAGAGAUGGAGAUCUCAGCCCGGACCCCCAGGAAGGAGCUGGGGAGAGUGCUUGUGCAGAAGACCCCUGCCGCGCAUCGGGCCGUGGGCCAAUGGUCGCUGCCAUUAUCGUUGGCAUAGCAGCAGCGGUGGUGGGCGUGGUCUUGGGGGUGUGGUGUUACAAAAAAAGGCAACAAAAGAGCUCCCACUACCAACUCAAUGGAACUAACAGGCAAACGCAGUGUAUUGAAUUACAGCAGACUGUGUAACAGCCACACGCACCCUUGCGAACCCACAGCUUACACGAGCAUCAGUACAAAGCCAUUAAUGUGUGAACAUUGCUGUCCACUUUCACACUAACACAAAGAACGUCCCAGAGCUCACGAAAAUCCAUUGAAUAGGGUGGCGUAAUGCUAGUUUAGGUAAAUUCGUCCGGUUUUCUUGGUCUUUAUAUUUUUUGUAUUGUGUUGUUGAUGAAUUGUCACGGAUUUACACUUUUAAUACGUUGGUUUAUUUUUAACCAGGGGAUGAAUCCAACUGUUGGGUUAACUUAACCUAAGAAAUCUCCAUAUUUGACUUAACCAUGGGAUGAAACAACCCAGAAUUUGAGUUGUCACAACCAUGUUAAUUUAUAACCCAACUGUUGGUUUUGUCACUAUUUGACCCAAACAUGCGUCGAAAAUAACCCUGUAUUUUUGUGUCUGACUUUUGAUGGACUGCAUUGGCUGGUGCAUGAGUGUGUUUAUAGGUUUUUUAUUUUUAUCUCGUAUAUGUGUGUGAGAGAGAGACAAAGAAAGAAAGAGUGAGUGAAAAGAUUGUGAUUGAACUUAGCAUUCUGUGCAUGCUGUUGAAAGUUUCCCACUCACGGACAGGUGAGACAUUCUUGCCAGAGGAACUGGGGGUGAAUUCUGGUUGGUUUCAGUACAUAUCGGCCCAGAACUUGUAGAAUAAAUAGCUUGCUUCUCUAAAUUUAGAAUACAAUGAGUAUUUGUUUGUCCCCCUAUAAAUAAGUUCACUUUCUUGAGGAUGAGCUGACUGCUGUUAAACGUUUCAAACUCACAAAUAGGUGAGACACUCUGGUGAGAGGAAUUGAGGGUGAAUUCUGAUUGGCUGUCAGCUUAUAUAAGCUUUUAUUCAUUUAAGUAAGUUCAGUUUCUCCUGGUGCUCAUGAAAACAUUGAAAUAUUAUCCGAUUAAGGGAUAUGUGAACAAUUAAGUAAGAAAAGAAAAAUGCCAUAAAUUAAUAUUUUCUUUAUAUUCUUUAUUUUAAUGCCAGUAUUAUAGUUUUUUAUGUUAAGCUUAUUUCUCCGUUUAUAGAAUGUGCUUCCUCGCUUAAGCAAAAAUUAAACAGAACUAUUUUAUUUAGGUUUAUUAUCUGUUCUGUUACUGAAAAGGUGUAUAAUCUAAAAUGUGUCAUUGAUGUUUUAAAACAAAUCUUUUUGCCCCUCAAUGUUGUAUAAAAUUUUCAUUCAUUUAUCACCUCCGGCUACAUGCACUUAUCAGGCAUAUUUAUAUAAUGUGUGUAUUAUAAAUAUAAAUACGUUAUUUUAGAACUAGCGAAUUUAAAUAAAACACUACUAUUGUAAUUGUCACAGAGCCGAUGUCAAAGAAAUAAUGGCACGCUAAUGUUUUUGGUUUAAUGGUUUUGGUUUCUAUUGUGAUUUUAGUUCUCAAGGUGCGGUGAAGUAUAGUGACAGUAUACAAAACAUCAACAGUGUUUUACAUUGUUAAUUGAUUCAAGGAUAAAAGAAUGAGUAGGCUAUGUAGAGUAAAACACUAAGCUUUCUUCCCCAAAUUUGCUGGGUCAUAUGCAAAUAUACUUCAAUGAUUUUUUUUACUUAUACAAAAUCAACAUCUUACUAUAUGUCUGCAUGUUGUUUGUUACCUAGGGUGAAUUCAUUUUUAAGAUCUUUUCAUGGAAUCAUGUUUUCAAGAACUGUACAGCUGAUAUUGUAAUAACUUGUUUUUAUUAUAGAAUAUAAUUUCUAUGAAUCCUUUGUCAUACCUCUCUGUUUAGUAGAGAUGUUAGAAUGACUUAUAAAACAUAUAAAACAGUGAUAGUCCUCUAAAUUAUAUAGCAUUUGCAUCCUGUCUUUGUGCAUCUUAUUUGAAUACAAAGAAUGUUCAAACAUCAGACUUUAGACUUACAAUCUGUAGGUGUUCUGUGCAGGUCGUUGCUUUAAUAUCAAUCUAGAAUUUUUUGUAUGUAAAGAUUUGAGAGCGAAAGAUGCAUACCUUAAAUGAUUGGUCACAUAGUGUGGUUUGUUUGUGGCCAUUGGAUGUUUUAUUUGCUCUUGAUCAUCAUAUUCGCGCUGAUUUUCUGAACUGUAAAUUUUGUUGUGACAUGGAGUUUUCUCUGAAUGAGCGUAUGAAAUCUUUGUGAUGUUUUUUUCCUUUAGAUGUUAAAACUUCUUGGUAAUAUCACACAUUACACUGUAGCGAUGUCUGUUAGAUGUUAUAUGAAGGUAUCUUGACUAAACAAAGUUGUGGAAAACUAACUGAACAUUAACAAAUAAAUUACUCUGGGGGAAGAAAUGUCAGCUUUACUAUUACUUGGUGUCAACAGUGUGGUGGGAGCUAAAACAGGCAAAAAAAAAUUCGACUGCAAACACAUAGUAUUUUAGGUGUCUUCAUAUGUGUGUAGGCCGGUCUGUGAGGCCACUAAACAUAAUUUUACAAGAGAGAGAGAGAGAGAGAGGAGUCAAAAAUGGAUGGCCUGAUUUAUUGCUUCAUGUCUUUUCAUUUCUGACAGAAAAACUAAAGGCUCAGUAUCACUCCUGCAUACAAACACUCACACAGCGGGAGAACAGAGGCUUGUUUAAAUGUGUUUGAACAUGGAGUAUCUGUGCAGUUUAUCACACCAGAGUAGGAAAAACCCACAGAGAAAAGGGUGGUGGUGGGAGGGGAGUUCUGGAGGUGGAGGGAAGUUGGAUAAAAAGUAUGUGUUUCCACAUUCGCUCUUAAAAUGUAAACAUGUUUUGCAUAAGAUACAGUGUUUAGUUUUUUUACUAUUACAUUUAGUCAACAUGUUUCAAACUUACUGAUGAGUUUUAUGUGUUUGAAAAAUAAGUUUGACAAUCCCAUUUAUCCCAUUAUGAUUUUUUUGUUUGGUCUUUAUCCACAUUAUUUAUUUACUUAAAGUAAUAAUCAAUCAUUGGA